Messenger RNA from Pteropus alecto (black flying fox), 8458 nucleotides. It is a transcript of the gene GTF3C4, whose product is annotated as general transcription factor IIIC subunit 4. The transcript has 5 exons. Bases 189 to 2642 code for a protein of 817 amino acids. NCBI's taxonomy places the organism in Eukaryota, Metazoa, Chordata, Mammalia, Chiroptera, Pteropodidae. Gene Ontology annotation, molecular function: protein binding; histone acetyltransferase activity. Gene Ontology annotation, biological process: transcription initiation at RNA polymerase III promoter. The record is from RefSeq and is a predicted model, not a curated record. Gene Ontology annotation, cellular component: transcription factor TFIIIC complex.
UUUUCUAGACAGGCGGCGCCUUAGCCACCUGGCAAGGCUGGGUCGCCUAGCAACGGCGGGGUCCUUCCAGGCUCCGCGGCGCUCCGGGCCUGAGGGGAAAAGAACCGCCGCGGAGGGCGCUGGGGGGCCGGUGGCGGCGACGCGGGAUUGGCGCGCCGGGGGGAUCCGGCGUCUGCAUCGGACUGGAGAUGAACGCGGCCGACAAGGCCCGGGUGGGGCCCGCGGCCGACGGGCCUGCGCCGGCCGAGGAGGAGGAGGGCGACGCGGGCGGGAAGGAGCCGGCGGCCGACGCGAUCCCCGGGCCCAGCGCCGCGUUCCGCCUCCUGGUGACUCGGCGGGACCCGGCCGUGAAGCUGCAGUAUGCAGCGAGCGGCCUGGAGCCGCUGGCCUGGUCCGAAGACCACCGCGUGUCCGUGUCCACGGCCCGCAGCAUCGCCGUGCUGGAGCUCAUCUGCGACGUGCACAAUCCGGGCCAGGACCUGGUCAUCCAUCGCACCUCAGUGCCCGCCCCUCUCAACAGCUGCCUUCUCAAAGUUGGCUCAAAAGCAGAAGUCGCCGAGUGUAAGGAGAAAUUCGCCACCUCUAAAGACCCCGCGGUCAGUCAGACUUUCAUGCUGGAUCGGGUGUUCAACCCCGAGGGAAAGGCUUUGCCACCGAUGAGAGGAUUCAAAUACACAAGCUGGUCCCCCAUGGGCUGCGAUGCUAACGGCAGGUGCCUCUUGGCAGCGCUGACCAUGGACAACCGCCUGACCGUCCAGGCUAACCUCAACAGGCUGCAGUGGGUCCAGCUGGUCGACCUGACUGAGCUGUAUGGAGAACGUCUUCAUGAGACCCGUUACAGGCUCUCUAAAAGCGAGGCUCCGGAAGGGAACCUGGGCGAUUUUGCCGAGUUUCAGAGGAGACACAGCAUGCAGACGGCAGUCAGGAUGGAGUGGUCGGCCAUCUGCACCACUCAGCAGGUCAAGCACAAUAACGAGUGCCGGGACGUGGGCAGUGUGCUCCUGGCAGUCCUCUUCGAAAACGGCGACAUUGCCGUGUGGCAGUUCCAGCUGCCGUUUGUAGGCAAGGAAUCCAUCUCUUCGUGCAACACGAUCGAGUCAGGAAUCAGCUCUCCCAGUGUCUUGUUCUGGUGGGAAUACGAGCACAAUAAUCGGAAAAUGAGCGGCCUUAUCGUGGGGAGUGCCUUCGGACCUGUGAAAAUUCUCCCUGUCAACCUCAAAGCGGUGAAAGGCUACUUCACUUUGAGGCAGCCCGUCGUCUUGUGGAAGGAGAUGGACCAGCUGCCGGUGCACAGCAUAAAGUGUGUCCCGCUCUAUCACCCGUACCAGAAGUGCAGCUGCAGCCUAGUGGUGGCCGCGAGAGGACCCUACGUGUUCUGGUGUCUCCUGCUCAUCUCCAAAGCAGGUCUGAACGUUCACAAUUCCCACGUCACGGGCCUUCACUCCCUGCCCAUCGUCUCCAUGACUGCGGACAAGCAGAACGGCACAGUGUAUACUUGUUCCAGCGACGGGAAGGUGAGGCAGCUGAUUCCCAUUUUCACAGACGUCGCGCUGAAGUUCGAACACCAGUUGAUUAAGCUCUCGGACGUGUUUGGCUCGGUGAGGACGCACGGGAUAGCGGUGAGCCCGUGCGGCGCGUAUCUGGCCGUCAUCACCACGGAGGGCAUGGUCAACGGCCUGCAUCCCGUGAACAAAAACUACCAGGUCCAGUUCGUCACCCUCAAAACCUUCGAAGAGGCAGCUGCUCAGCUCCUGGAGUCUUCAGUUCAAAAUCUCUUUAAGCAGGUGGAUUUAAUAGACCUCGUACGCUGGAAGAUCUUAAAAGAUAAACAUAUCCCUCAGUUUUUACAAGAAGCUCUGGAAAAAAAGAUCGAGAGCAGCGGGGCCACCUACUUCUGGCGCUUCAAACUCUUCCUCCUGAGGAUUCUCUACCAGUCAAUGCAGAAAACCCCUUCGGAAGCCUUAUGGAAGCCCACCCACGAGGACUCAAAAAGCUUACUGGUCGACUCGCCUGGGCCGGGCACGGCCGAGGGUGAACAGCAAGAGGGCACUUCCUCCAAACAGGUGACUAGGCAGGCCCAUCAGGAGAGGAGCAAAGAAGGGGACCCAGAGGACCCCACAGAUGACCCCCUCGCCCAGUCCGGAGAUGCCGGAGGCCGCGAGCCGAUGGAAGAGAAACUCCUCGAAAUCCAAGGGAAAAUCGAAGCCGUGGAAGUGCACCUGACCAGGGAGCACAUGAAGCGAGUCCUAGGAGAGGUGUACCUGCACACCUGGAUCACCGAGAACACCAGCAUCCCCACCAGGGGCCUCUGCAACUUCCUAAUGUCCGACGAGGACUAUGACGACCGGACCGCACGGGUGCUGAUUGGACACAUCUCAAAGAAGAUGAACAAACAGACUUUCCCCGAGCACUGCAGUUUGUGUAAAGAGAUCUUGCCGUUCACAGACCGCAAGCAGGCCGUCUGUUCCAAUGGCCACAUUUGGCUUCGGUGCUUCUUAACCUACCAGUCCUGCCAGAGCUUGAUCUACCGGAGGUGUCUGCUCCACGACAGCAUCGCGCGCCACCCUGCCCCCGAAGAUCCCGACUGGAUCAAGAGGCUGCUGCAAAGCCCCUGCCCUUUCUGCGACUCUCCUGUGUUCUGACGGUGGCGGGAGACGGAGCGGCCCGGACUCCUGAGCGGAAGAGAGGUGCUCUUCGCGACUGCACCCGGCGCCCCGGGGACCCCUUUGGAGGGCGUCGUCUGUCUCCAGGGACUAGGGCAUAUCUUCAAAAUGACCGAGGCCGAGGUUUCAGUCGUUUGGAGAUGAGUGUCAGCCCCACUCCCGACCCAGUGAGGACCGCUUACUGUCCGAGAGCCUUGGCCAAAGCGGCUUGAACCAAUGCCCUCUUGUUUUUGGGAACAGAACGACUUCUUCUGGAGCCUGGGGAAAAGGGUCUUGCUGGGCCGCGUUGGGCUUUAAUCCCAGACCGUGGCCUGGCGCUGCCUGUGGCUCCGGGAGCUUAAAUGACCAGCAGAAGCUGAGCGUCUGAGCGCAUGGCCAGCGGCGGCGUCCUCAACACACAGCUGCACAUCUGUGCCCCGCCGAUUAGCUCCCCUGCAUAUUGACAACAUUUUCCUAAAGCUGUUAUUUUUGAGAGAUUGAAGCCAAGACUAAAAUUGGUUUUAAUAUAUCGAAAGGUCCGGUGACUCUCAUAAGUUAAUAAUUGUGACUUAUUUUAACGACUCCCAGGUCGUCCCAUUUCCUGCUCCGACUCCUGACCGUGUCUGAGGACGUCAAGUAUUCCAGCUCCCCGUGUCACGUCCCUGCUUCAGACGUAACUGUGACAACCUCCAUGAGAUGUUUCUACAAAAGAGGAAAAAAUAUUUUCUUCUUUUAGUAUUAAAUUAAAACUCGUAGUAUUUUUAAUGUCAACGCUCCCAGACGUGUCAUUUGUGUCCGGUAUAGGAGUGCAGAGUCUACCUAGAGACUUCUGGAAGGAGAUGGGCAGCCCCGAGGUGUGGACACCGCUCAGUGCUAUGAGUGCCUGUGGCUCGGCCGGCAGGGCCGGGGGUCUCUCCUCUCUGCGAAAGUCUGGUGUUCGUAACGCAGGCUUUUUCUGCAGGCUGUUAAGAGAUGUUAGAUGUUGACCGGUUGUAAAACCUAAAGGGAAAAAUAGACAUUCUGGGAAUUACAGUGUUUUGGGAUUUUUAAAAUAAGUAUCCCAGGGAUUGGUGCUAAUCAACAAGGCUGCAGUGCACACAUCUUAAAAUGGUACAUGCUUCCAGACAGUGUAUUUGAUGGGAAAUACAAAAUGUGAAAUUCUGACUCAUACUACAUGCCUUUAUUCUAACAGUUCCUGCUUUUAUUUCGUGUCCUUAGUGAAAGACAUUUUGUCCUCGCUCUCGAAACAGCUGCUAACGGGUGGCUUUGUGACGGGAACACACCGGCGCUCGUGUUCCUCCUCCCCGGCAUGCAGUGGGGACGGCGCCCCUGAGGGGCCCUCCCAGCAGUCCGCUUUGAAACGUCUUUUGUUUCCUGUUCAGAACGAUGCUUUGCCUCUAAUCCGUAAUUAUGUAUUUGCUGGAGUCUUCUGCUCGCCUUUCUCAUUUCGGUGGUAAUUUGAAGAAUGGCGUUUGUCCAGACCCUCGGGUCCGAUCCGGCCUGUUCAGUGACGCACAGGAAAGAAGCAGUCGGCACUAAAAUCACGAGUAACACGUCAGAAGGCUGGGCAGUCGCAGUAGUUUGUGCUUGUGUCUGUUUCACUUUACAGUAAGUAUGACAGUAAACACUGGGGUCGUGUCAAGGAAGUAUUGCAGUUUUAAUAAUCACAAAAUGCUUCGUUUCGCUUAUGUGUUUGUCCCUAAUCAGAGUCACUGGUUGAUCUGUUCUUAUUGGGGGAUGUGCUGCUGCUGCCGUCUAAAACUUACAUUAAGUUUUUAUUUAAAGCGCUUGUGCGUUUUGAAGGAAGUUUAACUCUUAGAGUUUAGCUAAAGAGGAUCUGCCGAAUUAUUCCGUGGGUCUGUAUAGGGAUAAACAUGGUGACCGCUUUACUAGAACGAGGCUUCUGUCUGCAGGGGCUGGGCCCAGCGGCGUUCUUGACUCUGAAAUCCCGCCAGCACCUGCCUCAGCCUGAAUUUCUGCCCACCCAGAAAUUUGGGGGACCCCCCACUUCCUGCCCGCCCCCACUCACGGAGGUUAAGCCACUGACCUGUGAGAAUGAGAGAUUUUGAAUAAGAGGCAGCAUCCCAAACAGUGCGCUUCUCGCUUUCACUCAGGGUCAGCGCCCCUGGUGAUAGGGCGUUGCCCAGUGGGAAGUGGGAGCGACACCAGGAGUCUUCAGACUCGCCGCCUCUCCUGCUUGAAGCCUGCCACACCCUCGACCUUCCUGGAACGUCCCCGCUCUGGUCAGGGUGUUCCAGCUGUCACUGUAAUCGCUGGGUCAGGAAUGGCCGGAGAACGCGACGGGCCCGCUCUGUGUAAGGGCAGGGGCAGAGUCCAUACAAUUAGUCCUUCUAAGCGGCAACACUGUUGCAUUUGGGGAGUCUGAGAGCCCCACACCUGUAUCACACUUUCUCUGCCUAGAGUUAAUUUGUUCCUAUUGUUCCAGAUAAGAAAUUGAUAGCUUGUUAUGCCCAUUAUUUAUUCUGAAAUCCUCCUGCAUCUACCACCCAGAUCUCAGGCAAUCUCUGUCUAUUCCAUCUGCCAAACUACCAGUUAUUUUCCAGUGUCAGAAGCCGUUAGAACCACUGGCCAAGCUCGCGGCUCAGUGUGACAUUUUCCCACUUCUCCCUCCUAAGAAGGUUUUGAGGAUGCUGCUGUUGAAGCACGUACAUUGGACCUGUGAGUGAGUUCCACAGGUUAAUCAGGUUUAAAGAACGUUAAAGGUGAUCAGUAUUAAAACGUUUUCUGUCGUGAUCAUCACGGCGUCAGGUAGGAAGUGGAGGAACUUGCCGCUUGUCGGUGCUUGGUAAGCGGGAGGGAGGACGUCGGCGCUGGUUGAUGGCGCACCCGCGGUUAAACCGCACUGGAGCUCGGUGGGUGCCGGCCGUGCCUGCAGCAAGACCCGGGAGUCACAUCACUGGUGAUGCCGAGCGUCUGUGCCUCCCGCCUCCCUCUCGCUAGCCACUCCUUCUGUUCGCUCAGCUUCAAGACACACUCAGAGUUAACAGAGUUCAUGUUUGAAAGAAAAAUAGAUUGGUGAUAAAAUUUCUAAAAGCCAAAUCACGUAGUUGUGUCUCUCUUCCUAGAAGAAACCAUUAAACGGUAAUUUUUCUUUUUAAAGGUGAUAGCGUUAGUUGUUGGCUUGGUAAAUCCUAUCUGGUUUCCGUCAGGACUUUUUCUCAGAGUGUGGAAUAACUCCCGCCUGGACUUUGGGCUGGAGUGUGCUAGAUUCUAGCUCCCUGUCCCCGGCCCCCUACCAGGGUUAUCCUUGACAAGCAAAAAUUCUGGGCAAAGCUAAGCUGAAUGGGUUGUAUUCAGAGUCAGCAGUCCUAAAUUUUUUAAGGGAAAUGUAUAUUCUCCCCGUUUUUCUUUUUAGAGAUUGGGCAGCACAAACAGCAAAACAAAUGAAUCUUUACAGUGAGCCCACGUGGACUGCUUCGAGUCCCUGCGUGGCUUUGUGACUCCUGGUGACUGUACCUUUAUGCUCUCGGCCCGCCCUCCGUGUGUAGGUGGCGUUUAGCCUGCGGUGAGUCCGCAGAGUGUCUCAGGGGUCUCGCCUUUCCCUUCAAGUUGUCGGAGUUUUAAAAUGCCUCUAAAGGAGCCAACCGGAGAGAGUUGCUUCAUUUUAGUUACGAGUUUGAGUAUCAACUGGCAGCUUCAAGCAGAGUUUUAGACUGUCUGUCUCAGGCCUCAGCGUCACAUAGCUUUUAAAUGUUCUUUUCUGAAGCCGAAAGAGGUUUCUGGAGUUAAGAUCUUCACGUCUGCUGACAUGAUGUCUGCUCUUCAAACUGGUUAGAGAGCAUGUGAAAUCUGACCGUCUCAAAGUGAAUCAAGUCAAAUUUGCAGAAUGGAAAGUUGCUCCCAGUGACAUCUGAAGCGCUGUUGCAUCGCAGUCCUGGUGACGCAGCAGGAUUUUGCAGAAGAUUGCGAACUCGUUUCUAGGGCACAGACACAGAUCAGUCUUAUUAGGACUUAGCGAGGCUGAGUCUGGGAGCUAGGCUGCAGCCUCUCAUGUGCAUACAGAGAGUUUGUUUUAAGACAGGGCUGUUCUGAAAACUUGGUGUGGGAAUCGACACAUUUAACACGGGAAUGGUUGUUUAUAAAGAUGUCCUGUCAAGAAGUUAAUCCUUUUGGUAAUGGAUAUUUCUCCCCCAACCUCUUUACCCAGGUAGGUGAUUCAUCUUUUCUUAUCUUGCGUUUUCUUUGAGUCAUAUCUGUGCUCUGGGAUGGGGGGACGGGGAGACUUAGUAUACAAUCCCAGGUCUUAGCGAGUUUAUUUGGAGCAAUAGUAUAUGGAUUACCAACGUGCUGUGUUCAUCCAUUGCAGGCUCGGGAGGAGCUGAAAAGGGGGAAUGAUGAAACUCUCAUACCGACACCCGGUAUAGGCUGCCUAGUUGAAAUGCUGUAAAUGGGUCGGGUAGAAUUAAAUUCCAGAACUCUAAAUGUUAUGUUUACUUCUAAGGUGAAAUUUUGCUUACCUCCCAUCACAGGAUCCCGUUACUUUCGUAAAAAGAUCCUGUAAAGUGGUCAUAUUGGACGACGUAAGAGGCUGUGAUGGCUUUCAGACGGUUCAUACUUUACCAUUUAUGUUUGGCUAACAGGCCGCUAGGGUUUAGGGUGUUUUAAUUUUGGUACUAAUGCCGAAUUAAAGGCAAAAAUGAAUUCUGUGUUUUUCAAGACUUCGACUCAGAUGUGUACUUUAAUGUAUGAAAGGACAGUGAAUAUCAAACUCGUUUAUACAGGAAUAAGACUGUAUAGAAAAAUAAGUCUGUGUUGUGUAUAGCGAAUAUAUUUCAUGUUUACCCAGCGCCUGUGCUGAUCUUCGUGCUCGGCUUCGAAUUUGUGUAUGUUUACAUAUGACGUUUUUGGAAAUAAAAAGAACAGACGUCUAAAUACUUAAGGUUAUAAAAAGGAGAUGGUUUUUAAUGUUUGCCAUCUGAUUAGGUGGCGUGUUACAGAUUUUUAGCGUUUAAAUAAAAUGACUUUAAGAAUAACACCGCAUUUUGCUUGGCAUACCCCCACCCCUACCCCUGCCCCGGAAAAACUGGCUGCUUCUCCCGUCGUAUAGAUGUACAUAGCGUUCACGAUUAGAUUGUAAGCUCCUUGAGGGCAGGGACUGUCCGCUUCGUCUUGGUGGCUCCUGCAGCACCUAGUGCCAAGUGCCUUGCACAGAGUAGGUGCUCGUGACGUGUACAGCGAGUGAGUGACUUCCUGCCACCUUCUAGGUGAAGCAUGGCUCACUUUUCCCCGUGAGUUCCAAACCGAUGACCAGGACGGGGUCAAUUUCUUUCUUGGGUUUGAACUGAGCUUCGAUGGACCCAGACCAUGCCAUGUCCUUAGCACUCUUUAGCCUUCUUUUCCCGAAGAUGGUAUAUCAGUGUCCUGAGCUUUUACCUAAUAUUAGGGCAGGUGUUUCUGGGGAAGUUUGAAGUGGGGAAGAGCAAAUGAAAUGGGAAUUUUGGAGGGUGCUUGUCAGUGUUCAGCCCUGUGGGGGGCAACCUUAUUUUAGUCAUCAGUAAAGAAUAGGGGACCAGGUCCUCUCUUUCUUUACCAGAUAGCUGGUUGGCCGACUCUCCAGUUAAUGAAAGACCAUUGGUUUUUAGCUUUUUCCCAUUUCGGAUGCCCCCGAACUGCUCAUAUGAGUCUCGUCCUUAGAGUUGAAUAACAUUGCUGUGAAUAUCCAGUGCUGUACAUAAUGGCAGUUUUGUAAAUGUGAAAUAACCUCGGAUAUCUCGUGUUUUGUAUGCAGAGCCACUAGUAUUGUUAUCUUGGCCACUUUUUGUAUUCAAAAUAAAUAAACAACAGAAUUAUUUGUA